Rotaria sordida is the source of this 2418-nucleotide messenger RNA. Lineage: Eukaryota; Metazoa; Rotifera; Eurotatoria; Philodinida; Philodinidae. The record is from the annotation of a GenBank genome assembly.
AUGUCAAAAAUUAAUGGAGGGAUUCGUACAAAAAAUGCACGUGAAAUGUAUGUUGAACAAUUACCACAUGGGCAAGGUUUUACAUCAUAUAUGAAUCGAAAACGAAAACCUUUUACACAUAUAAAUUCAUUUGAUGAUAUCGAUCUUGCUUAUCGAAGUACACCAGGUUAUUUACGAGAAGUAUUUCAACAGAAUUCAUUAUCAUCAAAUGAAAUGUUUUCUGCAAGAGAUAUACCACGUACAAAAACUGCAAGUGAAUUAGCAUUAAAAUCUAAUACAAAUCGAUCAACAAGUGGAAAUCCAAAAUAUAAAGCACAAGAAGAUUAUUAUGAUGAAAUACAAUUAUUAAAAAAAGAAAUGAAAGCAGUUAAAAAUGAGAAUAGUGUUCUUCGUGCUAAAAUUCGACGUUUAGAAGAAGAUAAUACACGUAAACGAAAAGAAAUUGAUGUCUUUUAUGAUACAAGCAAGGAUGGAGAUUUACGAGGAGCAUUAUCAGGAUCAUUAACAGAUCGGACUAAUAAUAAUUCUAAUGCGAAUGCUAUUCUACGUUUAAAACAACGUAUAUUUAAAUUAGAAUUACAACUUAAACAAAAAGAAACAACAAUUGAUGAUAUGAAAAGUGAUCCAAGAUGGACAAAAGGUACAGAAUUAGAAAUACAAAAUCGUGCUUUAUUUGGUGAACUUGAAAGACAAAAAGUAGAAAGAUUAAAUAUUCAACAAAAUGAUUAUGUAGCUACGGUUGAUGAAGAAAAGAAAAAUGCUGUACGAAAAUUAAAUAAAGAAAAAGAUGAAUACAAAAAAGAAAAUGAAAUUUUAAAAAGAAAACUUGAAGAAUUCGAAAAAUUAGAACGAGGAAAACCAUCAUCAGCACGUUCAUCGGAUGAUAGCAGUAAUAAAGAAUUAUUAAGAACAAUUGAAGAUCUUAAAGAAAAACGUAAAAAUCAUGAAAAUGAACUUAAACAAAUCAAUGAUAAUUUGGAAAAAAAUCGACGUGAACGUGAUGAAUAUCGUAAAAAAUUUGAUCAAGCUAAAGAAGAACUUGAAGAUAUGAAACGUGAACGCGACAAACAAACAAAAUUGAAUCAGCCUGGUCGUUCAUCACCAGCAUUAAAACGUGAUGAAGAACAACAACAUCGAGAUUCUAUCAGUUCAUCAACACUGCGUAUUAAACGACCACAAUCUCCAAUAGUUGAAAAUCGAUCACCACGAUCAUCACCUGAUUUAAUUCGUCGAGAUUCGAAUGCAUCUGACGAACCUACAAAAUAUGAUUCAAAACCAAGUACACCAAUUCGAAAACCGAGUGAACCAAUGGGGUCACAUAGAUUAUCGACUAGUGCCUCGAAGACAUCAUUAAACGCAAAAAGACCAGUUACACCAAUAAAAUCAUCAGCUAAAAAUGUACAUGAUAAAGAUUCGACUAUUGCUAAUGAUAAUCGUGUAAAAAAUUUUCGUGAAAAACGUGCAGCUACUGUUAUUCAACGAGAAUGGCGUCGUCAUGACAAAUCACGUAAAGAUACAUUACGCGAUGCAAAUAAAGCAAAACAUGAAAAUUUAGAUAAAUGGAAUCCCAAAAUAAGCACCUCUCCGAAAUCAUCUGAAAUACAAUCACCACGUUCAAAUGUUAAAGUUGAUAAUCUUGAGAGUGAUUUUUUUAAGCGUCGACGAUCAUCAACUAGUGCUACUUCUAAUGAAACUGCUUUAAAAACUGUACAAGCAACAUUACGAGGCUAUUUAAAUCGGUCGGAAAUUGACAAAACUCGAACUAAUACAUCGUCUCCAACACCUAAAUCGCAAUCACCAGCUCCAAUAGAAAAAUCUGUACGUAGUGAAAGUGAAGAUGAUGAUAAUCUUAAUAUAAAACCAGCGCGAUCAUUAUAUGAAAGUGAAAAAAAACGAGAUACAUCUGAUGAUCAAUCAAAAUUAAGUCGAAAACAAUCAUUAUCUAAUGAUAAAAUUCAAUCUGAUAGACAAUCAUCUUUAAGUACUCGAGAUUCAGCUUCCAAAAUACAUCAAUCCCCAUCACCUCCACCUGUUAGUCGUCGACCUUCAUCACCGUUGGUUGGUGGUUCGAAACACACCGUACCUAAUGAUCAAUAUAAACUUGGUUCUAGCACCCGAUUUCCAACAAAUGAUCGAGAUUCAUCUUCAAAAUUACAACGUCCAUUUUCGCCUUCCAAUCCUCGUCGUCCUUCAUCAACAUCAAUUAAUGACCGUCGACCAUCUCAUAAUAUACCAUCAGAUAAUGAUCGUCGGCCAUCUCAUCAGAUGUCAUCAGAUAAUACUCGUCGACCAUCUCAUCAUAUGUCACCAGAUGAUACUCGUCGACCAUCAAGAACAAGUCCAGUUCCUUCUAAACAAUCUAUUAAAGAAACAACAAAUGAAAAUGAUGAUGAUGAUGAUGAUGUUGUUGGAUCUUAA